AUGAUGAUGAAGAAGUCUGGUCUCAUCGUAACGAUGGCGUUACUAUACUACACAACCUUUGUUGUUGUUUCUGUAACAGCAAAAGAGUGUACAAACACUCCUACACAGCUCUCAUCACACACUUUCCGCAACGAGCUUCUUCAAUCAAACAACGAAUCUCUCAAGACAGAGAUGUUCUCUCAUUACCAUCUAACACCAACCGAUGACUCAGCUUGGUCUAGUUUGUUACCGAGGAAGAUGUUGAGAGAAGAGGAAGAUGAAUACGGUUGGACUCUCAUGUACAGGAAGAUCAAGAACUCAGAUAACAACAACGCAUCUGGUAGCUUCCUGAAAGACGUUUCUUUGCACGACGUUAGGCUUGAUCCAGACACUUUCCAGUGGAGAGCUCAGCAGACGAAUCUUGAGUAUCUGUUGAUGUUGGAUGUUGAUGGUUUGAGUUGGAGUUUCCGUAAAGCUGCUGGUCUUGAUGCUCGUGGUGAUCCUUAUGGAGGUUGGGAGAGGCCUGAUAGUGAACUCCGUGGCCAUUUUGUUGGUCACUAUUUGAGUGCAACAGCAUACAUGUGGGCAAGUACUCAUAACGAUACACUCAAGGAGAAGAUGUCAGGUUUUGUCUCAGCUUUAUCUGCUUGCCAGGAGAAGGUUGGCACUGGGUAUCUCUCUGCUUUCCCUUCCAGUUUUUUCGACCGGUUUGAAGCUGUAAAGCCUGUAUGGGCUCCAUACUACACCAUCCACAAGAUUUUAGCUGGAUUGGUGGAUCAGUACAAGUUGGCUGGGAACAGUCAAGCUUUGAAAAUGGCUACAUGGAUGGCUGAUUACUUUUAUGUACGUGUUCGGAAUGUGAUAAAGACUUACAGCGUUGAAAGACAUUGGUUAUCACUAAAUGAGGAGACUGGUGGCAUGAAUGAUGUUCUCUAUCAGAUAUACAGCAUCACUGGAGAUUCCAAGUAUUUGCUGCUGGCUCAUCUCUUUGACAAGCCUUGCUUUCUUGGGGUGCUUGCAAUUCAGGCUGAUGAUAUAAGUGGAUUCCACUCUAACACACAUAUUCCCAUUGUGGUUGGAUCCCAACAACGGUAUGAGAUUACUGGUGAUCCUCUCCAUAAGGAAAUUUCAACGUUCUUUAUGGAUAUAGUCAAUGCAUCUCACAGCUAUGCAACUGGAGGAACAUCAGUCGGUGAAUUCUGGCAAGAUCCAAAGCGAAUGGCAACUACCCUGCAAACUGAAAAUGAAGAAUCAUGUACUACUUAUAACAUGCUAAAGGUGUCUAGGAAUCUGUUUAGGUGGACAAAAGAAGUUAGUUAUGCAGACUAUUACGAGCGUGCUUUGACAAACGGUGUGCUUGGGAUUCAAAGAGGAACCGAGCCUGGACGGAUGAUCUACAUGCUCCCAUUGGGUAAAGGUGUUUCUAAGGCCGUGACUUAUCACGGUUGGGGAACACCUUAUGAUGCCUUCUGGUGUUGUUAUGGCACUGGAAUUGAGUCAUUCUCAAAACUGGGAGAUUCUAUAUAUUUUCAAGAAGAUGGAGAAUCUCCAGCUCUCUAUGUCACACAGUAUAUAUCAAGCUCACUCGACUGGAAGUCUUCUGGUCUUUCUCUAUCUCAGACAGUUAAACCCAUUGUGUCAUGGGACCCGUACAUGCGUGUGACAUUCACUUUCUCUUCUUCCAAAGCGGGAAUGGGGAAGGAAUCCACUUUGAAUCUAAGGAUUCCUGUUUGGACAAACUCUGAAAGUGCUAAAGUAUCUUUGAAUGGACAAUCACUGAAAGUACCAGCUUCAGGUAAUUUUCUACCAAUCAAACAGAACUGGAAAUCAGGAGAUCAAGUAACCAUGGAGCUACCUUUGAGUAUCAGAACAGAAGCUAUAAAAGAUGAUCGGCCGGAGUACUCAUCUCUUCAGGCCAUACUCUAUGGACCCUACUUGUUAGCUGGACUCACGAGCAAGGACUGGAGCAUCACAACUCAGGCUAAAAAAGAUGGGAUAUGGAUAAGCUCUAUACCAGAAACACACAACAGUCACCUUGUCACACUCUCACAACAAUCUGGAAACUUAUCUUACGUGUUGUCAAACAACAACCAAACCAUCACCAUGGAAGUAUCACCUGGGCCAGGGACACAAGCCGCUGUUGCAGCAACUUUCAAGCUCGUGACUUCUGAUUCCAAAGUACGAAUCUCGGGUCCAGAGGAGCUAAUUGGAAGCCAGGUUAUGAUUGAACCGUUUGAUUUCCCUGGAAUGCUUGUGAUGCAAGCAAGUGAUAGCUCCCUUGUGGUACAAGAUUCUUCUUCUACUACUGCCAAAGAAGCCUCGAGCUUUCGUUUAGUAGCUGGAGUUGAUGGGAAGCCAGGAAGCGUCUCUUUAAUGCUAGAGAGCAAGAAGGGUUGUUAUGUGUACAGUGAUCAAACCAUAAAGCCGGGGAUGAAACUGAGACUCAAAUGUGAUUCUGAUGCAACUGAUGAGAAGUUUAAAGAGGCAGCAAGCUUUAGCUUAAGGAGAGGAAUGAGUCAAUACAAUCCUAUGAGCUUUGUGAUGAACGGAGCACAAAGGAACUUUGUGUUAGCGCCAUUGUUCAGCUUAAGAGAUGAAACAUACAAUGUGUAUUUCAGUUUACAAACUUGAAGAAGGAUAUACUUAAGCAAAAAAGCUCAUUAAGUAUUUUGGGAGUAAAAUAAGAAGAAAAAAAAAUGUGUUAAGGAAAUAGCUACAAGGGGUUGUGUUUAGAUGUUUAGUUUGUUAGGUGGUUUGUGUUAAUCUAUAAAUGUAUGUUUGCAAGUUACAAUAAAUAUAUAGACAAAGUUUUUAGUAGUUUGCAAGUCAAUUUAUUGAACAUCUUUAUUUUGUUGUUGUUCCACCAAUGAGUAACAUUC
Eruca vesicaria subsp. sativa (arugula) is the source of this 2858-nucleotide messenger RNA. The record is from the annotation of a GenBank genome assembly. NCBI's taxonomy places the organism in Eukaryota, Viridiplantae, Streptophyta, Magnoliopsida, Brassicales, Brassicaceae.